GCGGCCUAUAGGCAAUUUACGGGACAUUUCUCGGGUUCCAGCGGCCGUCCUUAUCAGUGCGGGGGCGGCGUUAUCUAGGUGUGGUUGAACUUGCUCCAACUUGGAACGCUCCAACAAACAACUCCGCAUUUCCUAUCAAGACCACCACACGUGGGUUUCACCAACAUCUUUCCCGACCUAUCUGCAGCAACACCGACCGGUCCCUCAAUCGAGACGACUGUAUCUACUUUAGUCAAUCUCGCUCAUCAUGACCUGACCGGCCGUCAGGUCUCGCCCUGCCGUCUCCAUGCCACGACCGAAAGUCCUUCCUGCCAAUCGUCUGCGGGCCCCGGAAGCCUGCCUUGCGUGCCGGGCAUCCAAAAAGCGCUGUAGCGGCACAUUCCCAUGCACCAAAUGUAUCAGGAAUGGACGUGCCGAUACCUGCGUGCCAUAUCGUCGGUCGAACACCACCUCUACUCCACGACAGACGAACAAUCUGUACAAGGCCUUGAACAGCCCGGCUGCCCAAGAUGCUGCACGCCAGGCACGGAGCUCACUCAGUAUCGUUCCUGAUAAGCUUCCGCAGCUUCUUCCAGCACCAGGUACCUCGGGCGCACCACACAAGACCCACUCUCGUAUGCUUCGGAAUCGACAAGGGGAGCGAGUCUAUAUAGGUAGAGCGGCCUCAUUGUCUUUCCUACAGCUGCUCCGGGACACCGUUACACAACAUAUUGGACCUUCGCAAUUUUCCCACAAUGUCAGAAGAGAGGAUAUGCUUGAGACGGACACUCCAGAUGAGGUGCCCCAGUCGUUCCAGAGCGAUCUCGAUAUCACUCAGGAACAGGCUUAUCUCCGGACCUAUUGCAUUGCGACCAGCGGCUUUAUCAAUGUCCUCUCUGACACAGAAACCGGUCAGAUGCUGGGGACAUCUCCACCUACGAACGAUACGUCGAACAGAACAAUGGUAGCAUUACGAGAUAUUAUGAUUGCUAUCGGUGCUCAGUCUUCCAAGAACGACCCUGCUAUCACCCGAGUGGAACGCUAUUUCUUUACUCGUGCCCAGCAAUGCGCAUUCGCCGGCAUGCUGGAGAACCCGAGCUUCGAUUUGAUUCGUUUGUUUAUUCUCAUGGCCUUCUACAUGAUGGGUGCUUGUCGCCGGAACGCCGCGUUCAUGUAUCUAGGUGUUGCGGCUAGGGCCGCCGCAGCUCUUGGCUUGCAUCUCACUGAUUUUGCCUCACUCGAGCUCGAUGAGCAACAAAACAGGAUGCGAGUCUGGAUGAGUCUUUGUACAUUGGACCUGUUAUCUAGCUCAAUACUCGGGCGACCGCCGGCGACGGCCAACCUGCACCCAGAGAUAACCGACGUCGAAGCUACCGAGUCGAGCCGAGCAAUGGACGAUAGCCUUAUCGCGUCAUACAACAUGUCCCGGAUCCUUGACGAAAUUGUUUCUCGGCUAUAUGAUGAUAGGGCCGCGUCAACGGAAGUUGCAGAGUCGCUACUUGACAAGUUGAAACAGUGGAGCAAUGAUCUUCCUGAAUCGCUUCUGUCAUCGCCGAGCACCCCUCAAGAACGCCUAGCCGCACAAGAACAUAUAGUUGGGAGUCUUCACGUCGCAUGUGCUUAUCACUUUGCUGUCAUCAUAGUGACACGGCCAUUUCUUAUAUCAGUUUUGGGAGUUCGCCUGGCACGAUUGCACCAAGAAUCUCCGGGCAUAAUCCAGGAUGAGAUGGUCCUGGAAGAUCCUGCACAUACGAAGCUGGCGAAUGCUUGCGUGGAGUCUGCGUUGUACAUGAUUCAGACCUGCAUGGAAGUCCAUCAGUCUCGUCUGUUGCUCGGAAAUAUGUGCAUAUUGAAAGCCCUUGUUUUCGCUGCAGCCCUAGUUCCCGGAUUCUCCAUGUUUUCCCAGAAAGAAGUCGACUCAACCCUCGAAGAAGCAUUCAACGGCGCCCUCGAAAUCCUCCGCGUCCUCUCUCAACAAUCAGCCCAAGCCGCCCACUAUUACGAAAUUCUCAACCUCCUCCGAAACGCAGUCGACGAACAACGUCAACGCCUGCGAGAAAACCCGCCUCCCGAUAAAAAGUACGUCAGCAAGCUAUUCAGCUUGAACAAUCGACGAAGCUCACCGCAGCCACAACGAGCUCUGACUAGUCCUUUUGAGCCUGGAAAUCCUGCGGAGCUGAUUCAGGUCCAGCCACUAGCUGUUGACCCUGCAUGUACUGAUCCUGAAGGUUCAGGGUUUCUCUUUGAUGCUGCAGAUGAUGGCGCCUCGUUUGCCAACUGGGAGGGUAUGGAGUUACCCUUAUGGGACAGGUUCCCAUUUAUCGAUGAUUCAUUCUUGAAUUAGCAGUGCCCUGCACAUUGCUCCGCACAGCUCAUAUCCCUGCCCGUUUUUAUCUUACUUUUCUGUAUACCCGCAUGUAUGUACAUGCCGUCCGUGUCCCUCUAGCGCAAACUAGUGGAAUCAAAUGAAUCCCAGUCACCAGUACCAAGGGAUACACCGACUCAGAAGGAGCGAGGUAUACUCCGAUACUACAGUGCGGGUCGCACCUUCCUCUUCAGAGUGUAGUGACGUUCUGGUCAAGGCAAGAGCGACCCAUCGUACCUUCCGUAUACGGUGAGACCCACGGGUCGCUCCUUCCGUACCUUGUUCAAUUCACUCAGGGCAACUGCGCACUCAGUUGCUGGAUCGCACCUUCCACAUCUGCUCCACCGUAUAUUUCGCGGACAACGGAAGGAGCCACCAAGAUGGUGGAAUCCCCAUUCCCACCGUGAGCGCAAGCCUGGAAAACCGGCUACCACUGCAUCCGUAUAAAGCUUCUUCCGGUUACGCUUGGUCAUGGCAAGAGGAUCAGAAACAUCUAAGCCUGACGAUACACACCGUACUAUUCAACCGCAGCGCUGAUGACCUGAUGACGUGCGUCUCGGGCGAGGCCUGAUUCCCCAUCCCUAUGGGUACCCAUAGGGUCUACCGGUCACCCUACCCAGGCGAAUGGGUUUCGCGCUAUCAUGCAUGCUUGCCGUCUAUACUUUUAUGGUACACGCAUUCGCCUGCAGCUGGUCAAGACAUGGUUCUGAGUGAAACUGAAGCUGCCCUGAUCGCAAAGUCCUAGCCCAAGACAAGCAGAAAAAAUCUACGUCUACCGGCUGUUGCAGUGACAAGACUACCACCGCGAUGGCAAGGAGAUCAUGCCCCGUAGGACCUAGGAAAGCACAUCGUGCCGCCGGUCAGCAUAGAACAGGCACCGGAAAGCGCUCAGAAAAACGAUAAAUUAAGCUAAAAAAUGAGAACUAUGGCGGACGAGGAUAACUGAAACUGAUCUUUCGAUCUUGAAGAGAGCAAACAGAAAGUCAACGUACG
Molecule: messenger RNA, 3337 nt
Organism: Aspergillus calidoustus
Lineage: Eukaryota; Fungi; Ascomycota; Eurotiomycetes; Eurotiales; Aspergillaceae
Source: the annotation of a GenBank genome assembly